Molecule: messenger RNA, 1234 nt
Organism: Schistocerca gregaria
Lineage: Eukaryota; Metazoa; Arthropoda; Insecta; Orthoptera; Acrididae
Product: S-adenosylmethionine synthase-like
Exons: 4
Coding region: 22-1194 (390 amino acids)
Biological process (GO): S-adenosylmethionine biosynthetic process
Cellular component (GO): cytosol
Molecular function (GO): ATP binding; methionine adenosyltransferase activity
Source: RefSeq, a predicted model, not a curated record
UCGGUCAUUCUAUUCUCUACAAUGUACAACCCUGGCUCUCCUCUGGCAACUUUCCUCUUCACUUCGGAAUGCGUUUCUGAGGGACAUCCGGACAAGAUCUGUGAUCAGAUUUCGGACGCCGUCUUGGACGCCUGUUUGGCAGAGGACCCAUACGCUAAGGUGGCUUGUGAGACGGCCGUGACGACUGGUUCUGUGACGAUUUUUGGCGAAAUCACGACUACGGCAAACCCCAAAUUCGCCCACAUCGCUCGGAAGACUAUAGAACGUAUCGGCUUUGAUAGCUCGGAUAAAGGGUUUGACUACAAAACGUGUCAUGUGUCCAUCAGCGUCGGCGAACAGUCUCCGGAAAUCGCCAAUAGCGUGCACGUUGGACGUAGCGACGAAGAUCUGGGAGCUGGCGACCAGGGCAUCAUGUUUGGGUAUGCGACAGACGAGACGCCCGAAUUUAUGCCAAUCACGCACGUCCUUGCUACCCGUCUAUGCAAGACGCUCUCUGAAAAGCGAAAGGACGGGACUCUGCCGUGGGCCAGACCUGAUUCGAAGACUCAAGUGACAAUUGAGUACAGGAAUGACAACGGCGCACUGUUGCCCGUGCGUGUACACACGAUCGUCAUAUCGACUCAACACAGCGACGAAGUGACGCACGAGCGCAUUGUCAAAGACUUGCACGAGCACGUUAUCAACACUUCGAUUCCUCGAGAAUACAUCGACGAAAGGACCAUUUAUCACUUGAACCCAUCUGGCCGUUUCGUGAUUGGCGGACCUAUGGGAGACGCCGGGUUAACUGGACGUAAACUGGAGGUCGAUACGUACGGCGGCAGCUGUCCUCACGGCGGCGGUGCCUUCUCUGGUAAAGACGUCUCGAAGGUCGAUCGUUCCGCCGCCUAUGCCUGUCGCUGGGUUGCUAAGUCGCUUGUUGCCGCCAAUCUUGCUCGUCGCAUUGUCGUCCAAUUAUCCUAUGCAAUUUCCAUUAAGCAUCCGCUUUCCGUCUACAUCAAUUCGUUCGGAACGGGCGCAAAGAGCGAUCAAGAGCUUAUUCAAAUUGUGAUGGACAAUUUUGAUUUGUCACCUGGUGGCAUCAUUCGGGAAUUGAAGCUUCGCCGCCCAAUCUACGAAAAAACCGCAGCUUACGGUCACUUCGGGCGUAACGACCCUGACUUUACUUGGGAGUGCCCGAAGAAAUUGAAGUAUUAGUAAAAAGACAAGCUAACGUUUGCCAAUUGACAAAAAUCUA